Delphinapterus leucas (beluga whale) is the source of this 3757-nucleotide messenger RNA. RefSeq names its product methyl-CpG binding domain protein 3 (gene MBD3). Gene Ontology annotation, biological process: negative regulation of transcription by RNA polymerase II; DNA methylation-dependent constitutive heterochromatin formation. Gene Ontology annotation, cellular component: nucleus. NCBI's taxonomy places the organism in Eukaryota, Metazoa, Chordata, Mammalia, Artiodactyla, Monodontidae. Gene Ontology annotation, molecular function: methyl-CpG binding. The record is from RefSeq and is a predicted model, not a curated record.
CAGGGCCCCAACGGGCGCCUCCCAGCGGCCUCUGCGGCGGCCUGGGCGCCCCGACCCGGGCCGCGGCCUGGGCCCCGCGCGUGCGUUGUGCGUGCAUGCGUGCGUGCGUGCCGGCGCGCGGCGGGCGCUUGGCCCAAUGCGCGUGCGUCCCCGGCGGGCCCGAGCCCAGUGCGCGUGCGUGCCCGGCGAAGCCUUCGCACAGUGUGCUUGCGCUCCCCCCCCGCAGCCGCAUGGUCCUGGGACCGGCCCCGGGUUGGCGGCGGCCUUUGUUCGGCGGCCGCGGCGAAGCGGCCGGCUGGGCAAGGGGCACCCCGGCACGGGCCAGACGCCGCUGGGAGGCGGGGGUGGGGGCUGGGCUGUCCCUUUGGUCCUCGUGGGGCGCUCCUGGGGCCGCGCGCAGCCUGGGUCGGCUGGGGAUCCCGGGUUUCAGGGAGCAGGGUUCGCUUUGGGGGACCAGGGAGGGCUGCCUAGGGAUGCAGGUUUCUGGGCCCUUCACAGGGUGGCCUGGUCCUGGAGCUGCGUGUCUUUUAAGAGCCGCCCCUUCCCCAUCCUUGGGCACCGUGGGUAGUGGCCUCUCCAGUCGCCAGACCGGGAACGCGGCCUUUGUGAGCUUCCCUCACCCAAACUGGAGGGAGGGCUGCCCUUGGCCUGAGAGAGGUGGCAGGGACCCCCCCGCCCCUAGUGAAACAGAAUCAGUAGGCGGCUGGAAGCCCAGCCCCAGACCGUCAACCACCUGCUGUUUGCCUUUUCCUUCCUUUUUUUUUUUUUUUUUUUUCCUCCUGAUUGGUGGAAGAUGCUUUUGUUUCUGAGCCAGGCUUGAUGGCUCCCUCCCCUUUGCUUUAGGACCCUGACAAAAGAAAAGCAGGCGGGACACCUGCCACGUGUUGAAUGUCUGCCAGGUGUUGGGGGGUGUGCAGCAGGUCCUGGGCCUUUGCUGUCCUCGUUUUGGGAGGAGUGAAGGAAGUGAGCAGGGUAAGGAUGGCAGCUCAUCCAGGACAAGCUCAGGUUCUAGUGUCCAAAGAGUGCUGGUGGCCCUCCAGUGUGUACUGUAAUUGGCUGCCCCUCUCGUAAUGUCAAGCAUGAAAUAGUGGGGUUACGAUCAUCUUUUAGGGAAACGUGUGUAUUCCCCCUCACUGCGGCUGUCUGUGACGUCACUCCCUCGCUGGCUGUUUAGAGAAGCUUCCUUCUGGGUGCGUGAAGAGGCCUCUCACCACCUCCCCUCAUUUAAUUCUGAGCGCACUUGCGUUCUCACUUCUUCCUUUUAGGUCUGAAGACUGAGGCAGGUCUCUGUUCCUCUAGUCCUUUGUUAAUUUAACAGAUGCCUCUGCAGCACAUGCUGGGUGUCCUGGCCAUGCAGCUGGGAGUGAGACCUGGGCCCUCCCCUCGUGGGUGACAGCUGGUGCCCCAACCCCGUUGCUUUCAUAGUUAACAGCCCGAGCGGGAAGAAGUUCCGGAGCAAGCCCCAGCUGGCGCGCUACCUGGGCGGCUCCAUGGACCUGAGCACCUUCGACUUCCGCACGGGCAAGAUGCUGAUGGGCAAGAUGAACAAGAGCCGGCAGCGGGUGCGCUAUGACUCCCCGAGCCAGGUCAAGGGCAAGCCCGACCUGAACACGGCCCUCCCGGUCAGGCAGACGGCGUCCAUCUUCAAGCAGCCAGUGACCAAGAUCACCAACCACCCCAGCAACAAGGUGAAGAGCGACCCCCAGAAGGCCGUGGAGCAGCCCCGGCAGCUCUUCUGGGAGAAGAAGCUGAGCGGCCUGAAUGCCUUUGACAUCGCGGAGGAGCUCGUGAAGACCAUGGACCUCCCCAAGGGCUUGCAAGGCGUGGGUCCCGGCUGCACGGAUGAGACGCUGCUCUCGGCCAUUGCCAGCGCCCUGCACACCAGCACCAUGCCCAUCACCGGGCAGCUCUCAGCUGCCGUGGAGAAGAACCCCGGGGUGUGGCUCAACACAGCCCAGCCGCUCUGCAAGGCCUUCAUGGUGACCGACGAGGACAUCAGGAGGCAGGAGGAACUGGUGCAGCAGGUCCGCAAGCGGCUGGAGGAGGCGCUGAUGGCCGACAUGCUGGCUCACGUGGAGGAGCUGGCCCGGGACGGCGAGGCACCGCUGGGCAGGGCGGGCGCUGACGGGGAUGAGGACGACGGGGACCAGGAGGAGGGGCCCGACCAGGACCAGGAGAUGGAGCACGUGUAGAGCAGGCACUGGCCGGGUCCCAGCUCCAGCUCGCGCGGGCAGUGACCACGGGUGAUGGGUGGUCCGGGUCCCUGGGGCCUGCCUUGUGCCAGUGGCAGCAGUGCUGGGCCGGGCGCCUCCCGAGAGCACCUGUCUUCAAGGAGGACGGCCUGCCAGGCACGGGUGGCGCCCUUUCUGUCCCUGCACGGGCCCCACCUGCCUGCCUUCCUGCACGGGGCCACCUGCAGACUCGGCCCUCACCCUGCCCAGGCGUGUCCCCUCCCCUGGGCCACGGGGACAUGGCUGAAGCACGGCCUCUCGCCUGAUGGACCCCCCAUGUCUGCCCCUCCUCGGGGUCAUGGCUCCACACUGAACUCGGGCCAGCCUGGUCCCCGUGGCUGCUGCCCUGGACCUCUCGCACAGGACAGCUGCCACUGGGGCCGCCUGCGAGGCUCCCCGCGGGGCUGGAGAAACAUUUGUGGAACUGUCUCCCCUCCCGACCUGCACACAUGAGGGACGGUAUCCCGGACCGCCCAUCAGCCCUUCCAGAAGGGGAUGCAGGAUGGCUCCCCGGGGCCCACCCGGCGGGCACAGCGCUCCCAAGAGCAAAUGGCACAACCCGGACAUUUUCCUUCAGUAAAACUCAUGGUAGAGGUGAGGCCGAUGUCCACGUAGCUGCUUAACCUUCUGUCUGUUGCACACGGACGGGAACUCAGGCCUCAGCGCCUGAAGACCUCACUGUCUGCAGCCCGGCCCAGCCUGAUGGUCAGCGCCGCGGACAGAGAACUAACUGCUCAUGGCCGGACUCGGGCCAGGCUCCAGGCCAGCGCCGCCAUCGGCUGACCUCCAGGCCUCGGUCUCACCUCAUAGAACAGGGACAGUGGCGCUGAUCUGUCAGGUGUGGGGCCUCCCAGUACCUGGGGCUUCUGCAUCCCCAUCCCAGGCGCGUUUCCUGGCCGGUCCUGGGCAGCGGCCUCCGUGGAGCAUGGGGUUUGGAGGCGGUCAGUCAUGCUGUCCCCUCCUGCAGCAAGUGCCCCUGGCCAGGGGAGCUUCUGCUACCCUGAGUGGACCCCGGGCCAGCCCCCUUCCCUCAGCCCCAGGAAUGCCCUUGGGGUGGCCCCCAGCCCCUCCAUCGCCUGGAGACACGAACCCUGAGCCUGUGCAGCCCCAGGGCCCGUCAGUCCUGUCCCAGCCCUGCCACACGCGCGGCCGUUACUGUCGGGGGGCGGGGGGCGCGGGGGAGCCUGGGUCGCUGCCUCAUCGGGCCAGACACCGUGAGCUGCCGUGGCCUGCCCGGCGGGGUGACAGUGGCAGUGGGAGCCCCUCGGGGCUGGGACUCGCUGCCCACUCCCUCCAAGGACUCUGGCCCAGGAGGUUGGGCUGACUGCAUCCUUCCUAGUCCAGUCAAAGCACAAAGCCCUGAGGACUGCGGCCGCUGCACUGCGGAGGCCGCAGUGACACUGCCGGGGGCCAGGCCAUCACGGGCCCCAGGAAGGUCCCUCCACAGAGGCUGCGGCCCCAAGGGAGGCUCCUGUGGGUGGUGUUGAAUAAAGCGUGUCGGGCCAGCGUGGUCUGGGGCCUUGGUU